This is a messenger RNA of Drosophila suzukii, 9660 nucleotides long. RefSeq names its product solute carrier family 24 member Nckx30C (gene Nckx30C). The record is from RefSeq and is a predicted model, not a curated record. NCBI's taxonomy places the organism in Eukaryota, Metazoa, Arthropoda, Insecta, Diptera, Drosophilidae. Gene Ontology annotation, biological process: calcium ion transmembrane transport; intracellular calcium ion homeostasis. Gene Ontology annotation, cellular component: plasma membrane. Gene Ontology annotation, molecular function: calcium channel activity; calcium, potassium:sodium antiporter activity.
UCGGGCGCUGUGCUGACAACAUCCUCGCAGGACCAACGAGCGGAUGGUGCGUCCCAAAAGCCUCCUGCUCGGUACAGGCAUCCUUUGAGCCUUAACAGCCAUCGAGCGAAGCCUUCGAAAAUGUAAACAAAAGCGACGCAGGCGCAGCAGUACUCUCUUCCGCACACCUCAAGCAGUUUGGAAAGGAAAGGAAGGGAAAGGAAGGAAAAGCCGAAUUUCCAGGCUCGCAUCCUGCUCGGCCGUCGGCGGCUGUCGGUUUUCCAGCCCACAUCCUGGCCAGGCUCAAAAACAGGCUCAGGCAGCCAGCGCUCACAACGCCAGCAGAGUGCGCAGCGUGAUGUAGUCCAGCUCCAGGAUCCAGUAUCCAGUAUCCAGCUGCAGACCGAGAUUGAAAUCCAGCUACAGCUCCACUCAGGGAAACUUUUCCUUCACCACACUCGAGCACGCACACACAGGGGCACACGGGCACGGACACGGACACCGACACGGGCACACCGAGUCGGAAAAUCGGAAAAGCGGAAAAGCCUCAGACAAAUGGCCAGGAAUAGCAGCAGCGGCAGUAGCAGCGAGCGCAGCAGCAGCAGCAGUGGCACAAAAACGGGGGAGCCGUGAAAAAAGGAAGGCGAAAAACAUUUCAGAGGCGGGGGGCAGUGUGGUGUGCGAAAAUAUAGGGGAAAAUAGCGCGCCCCGUGGAAAUGGAAAUGGGCAUGCUGGGGCUUCUUCUGUUAGCCACACCAGCAGCGGAAGUAGCAGCAACACCAGCGGAAACGGAAACAGCAACAGCAACCUAAAUCCGCGACCGCCCCCAAUUUAUCCGUUCUUCGCUCUCUCCGUUCCGUGUUAAUUGUUAUUUAUGUAUAGUGUAUAUAUAAAGUUCUGUGUGAUACAAAUGGAUCGCAAAGAUCCGACGGCAGGCGAGAAACUCUAAUCUAAACUCAGUCUAAUCAAAAGCGUACAACGACAACAAACGGUUUUGCAAGUGAAACGAUAACACCAAACCAAACCAAACCAAACCAAACAACCAAACCAACAACAUUAUUCCAACGGGUCCAAUGUUGCAGCCAACAACAUGCAGCAAACAGCAACAGCAGUGGCAGCAACCAGCAAUCGCAACAGCAGCAGCGGGAGGAGCAGCUAAAGAUCAUGGAGCCUUAGCAGCAGCAACUGCAACAGCAGCAGCAGCAGCAACAGCAGCGGGAGCAGCAGCAACUGCAACAGCGACAGCAGCAACAGCAAGCCGCAACAGCAGCAACACUUGGUGCCACAGCGACAACAUGUUGUCCGUAGGCCACAGCCGCACCAGCAGCACAACGAUAGACUUCAACAGUCGCCGGCGGAGGGGGCGCCUACGAGGACACGGCCACGCCCCCUUUGUCCUGGCGGAGAACAAGCAACACCAAUCUACGAUACUGGACGAGUGUGUAAAUAUUUUCAAGCGCUUAGUAUUAUUAACAUUAAAAACGAUAUCAGCAACAACAACAACAAUAACGAAAGCCAAGACAAGAAGCAGAACAGCAGCAGCGAUACCAGCUAUCAGUGCAACACCUGCAACAUCUGCAACAUCUCGUGGUGCCUCAGUGGAUCAGCUGCUCCCUCCAAGUGGCCGCAGCCGCUGCAGAAGUCGCUGCCUCCGACUGCCGAUCUACAGCAUCCUGCUGCUCUGUUUGGCCACCCAGGGAUUGGGAUUCGGAGAUGCCGCCAAGCCCAAGUCAGCCAAGCAACACUUUGGGGGCAGCGGCAACAUCAACAGCCCGAACCAAAACCAAAACCAGAACCACAACGAUGUCCUGGGCGGGGUGGGUGCCCCAUCCCAAACGUCCGGCGAGGACGAGGCCGAGAUCAUGUACCCCUUCCAGUCCGGGGAGCAGAUGUUUGGCUUGGAGGAGGACCAGGACCAGGACCAGGAGCUCAACUCCAAUGCAGUGCCCGGUUCCGACGAGGAUAAUUCGGCCAAUCAACGUGGUAUCAAUGACACGCACAACGAUAACUCGACCACCACGAAAACGCCACUAUUCCCGAAAGACCUAUUCACGAAAGAACAGCUUGAGAACGGCGCUGUCAUCCUGCACAUCAUUGGGGUGAUAUAUAUGUUUGUGGCGCUGGCAAUUGUCUGUGAUGAAUUCUUCGUGCCUUCCCUUGACGUAAUCAUUGAAAAGCUCGGCAUUACGGACGAUGUGGCCGGCGCUACGUUUAUGGCGGCGGGUGGCAGUGCCCCCGAGCUCUUCACCAGUGUGAUUGGCGUUUUCGUGUCGUUCGACGACGUGGGCAUUGGUACGAUCGUUGGAUCCGCCGUGUUCAACAUCCUGUUCGUGAUCGGGAUGUGCGCCCUCUUCUCGAAGACGGUCCUGUCGCUCACCUGGUGGCCUUUGUUCCGCGACUGCUCGUUCUACAGCAUCAGCCUGCUGGUGCUGAUCUACUUCUUCCGGGACAACCGCAUCUUCUGGUGGGAGGCCCUCAUCCUGUUCACCAUCUACAUCGCCUACGUGGCCUUCAUGAAGUGGAACGUCCAGGUGGAGACGUGCGUCAAGAAGAUGAUUACCAAAAACAAGGUGACUCGCGUCAGAAGUACAGAUCAACUUAUGCCAGCAGGUAACGCGGCCAACUCCUCCGAAACAUCGAUGGCCACCCAACCGGGCGGCUCCGUAACAUCGCGGGCGGCGAGCGAAACCCGCUCGGGUCCGCCCGGAUCGAGCAAUGCGGGCGCCACAGGUAAUAGCAGCGGUAGUACUCAGACCGGUGCCAAGUUCCGCCACGGCCUGUUACAGCUAAUGAUACACACGAUAGAUCCACUACACGAUGAUGAUGUUCCAGGCAAAGUGGACGAGAAGGCGACGCAGCUGCACGCCAUUGCCUCGCUGAAGGUCUUGCUGGAUGCCACCAAGCCGCAGCGCGGUGGUGCCACCACCUCGGCGGCCAACCACGUCAAGAUCAACCUCAAGGAGACCACGCUCGCCGAUCGUCCCAAUGGGAACAUCGACACCACCCUCGACUCGCCAUCGUUGAGUGGUCGACGUCCUAGCUGGAUUGAGCAGAGGGUCAAAAUUCAGACACGCAAAUUUAGCAUCAAAGCGCCCGAAAUCGAGGAUGAGCCGGAACCCCUGAGCAUGGCCUGGCCGGACACGGCGCGAAAGCGGCUCACCUACGUCCUGGUGGCCCCGCUCCUGGUGCCCAUGUGGCUCACACUGCCCGACACGCGGACGCCCCGCGGCAAGCGCUUCUUUCCGGUCACCUUCAUCGGCUCCAUCGUGUGGAUAGCGGCCUUCUCCUACCUGAUGGUCUGGUGGGCCAACGUGGCCGGCGACACGGCGCGCAUUCCGCCCGAGGUCAUGGGUCUGACCUUCCUGGCGGCGGGCACCUCCAUUCCGGACUUGAUUACCUCGGUGAUAGUGGCACGCAAGGGAUUCGGCGACAUGGCCGUGUCCAGUUCCGUGGGCAGCAACAUAUUCGACGUGACCGUGGGCCUGCCGAUACCGUGGCUGCUCUACGGAAUCAUCUACGGGGCGCCCGUGGAGGUGAACUCGGUGGGCAUGGUCUGCUCCAUAACCAUCCUGUUUAUGAUGCUGGUGUUCGUGGUGAUGUCAAUCGCCUGCUUCCGCUGGCGCAUGAACAAGGGGUUGGGCUUCACCAUGUUUCUGUUGUAUUUUGCCUUUGUCGCCGUGUCGCUGAUGUUCGAAUACGACGUGAUCACCUGCCCCUUUUAAAGGGCAGGGGCAAAGACAAAAGUGGUCAACAGUUACCGAGUUCCGGGUAGCAGUCGAGCCAUCGAGAUGGAGCUACCAAGCUACAAAGCCACCAAGGAUUCCAUACCAAGGAUGUCUGGAUGCCGCCGAGGACGAAUCGAGACGUGGACCCCGUCAGUCUCACACCCAAUUAGCUAAAUUAUAUACAAGCAAAUUAAUUAAUGAUUAACAAAUUAAUUAACAGUGGACUAAAGCUAAAUAAUCGAAUUGUUAAACAGACAAAUACACCGCCACACACAGACUCACUCACUCACAGAUACACAACACCACCAAACCAAAUUAAAUCAAACGAACACACAUGCGAAAGCGGUUAUGAAAAAUAACGAAAUCGAAAACUUAACGUUAACAAAAUGCGAGUUAGUUAGUGCCAGCGUUUCUUUUUCGAAAGACAUUUACUUUAAAGUGUUUAGCGCAGCUUUUUAACGCAAGCAGCCCCCUCCAAUCCUUAACUCUACGAAUCUUUGCUCCCAACUAUCGUAUCUAUGUAUCUAUGACCUAUUAACAAACUAGCGAGAAGGAAACACGACAAUGGCUUCCCAACCACUUACUAACUAUGUAUCUACCUAACGUUUGGGUUUUAACUACAGGCAUAAGAAAACCAGCAAAAGUAUGUAUCAACAAAUAUAUAUGAUUAUCUCGGCACAAGGCACCCUAUAUCCUAUAUACGGUACGAUAUGAUACGAUACGAUACGAAACGAUAUGAUACGAUACGAUACGAUAAUGGAAUGCAGCCUCCAAGUUUUGUGUUGAGCUCUUUCGUUUCGAUCGAUCGAGCAGAAGCCUUUCAUUUGCGUGCUCUACUAAGAUUUCUCCUAAAAGCUUUAUCCAGAGCCUAUCUAAAAACUCUAUCUAGUUUACGACUUAUAUACAUUAUACUUAUAUACCCACUCACACGCACACUUACAUGGCAUACUAUAUAUUGACCUGUAUUGAUUAAGUGAUAAUUUGCGUACUUAUUGAACAAGCAAACGAACAAAUCGAGAACUCUCAAAGUAAGCUACAAUUAUACUCGAAUUCAAAACUAAAUCGAAACGAAUGUAGGGCAUACUUAAAAUAUUUUGCUAAAAAGCAUUUGCCAUACAUCCAGACCAGGACAUUAUGAUUAUCGAUUACACUGAUUCCAGUCCGAUGCUAAUUCUAAUUCUAAUUCUAGUUAUGAUUAUGAUUCUAGUUCUGAUCCCGAUUCUAGUCCUAAUUCCAAUUCUGAUUCACGUUGGCGUUUAGGAGGAGCAGAGUUUAAAUUUAACUUUAAAUUGAAGCCAUAUUUAUUAUAGACUACUUCAAAUCCAAAACAAAAACGAAGCCUACUAAAAGAAAAAACAAAAAAAAACCAAAAACUAAUUUCAUAUACUUUUUGCUUAAUGAAGUCCCCCAAGUACAUAUAUAUGAGCAUAUUAACGUAUUUAUAUAUAAACGACAUUUAAGACGAUAUUUAACGAAAUAUGAAACAAAAUCAACUUGCUCUCUUUAUUUAGAAGGUACGUAACAUUUUUCUAAACUAAAACCCUAAACUCGUAAAACCAAGUGGCCGCAAAACCGAUGAAAUGCAAAUGGAAAAGAAACCCAAAUAAUUUAACAUAAAACGCAUACAUAUAUACACCUAAUUAUAAACAUACAUAUAUAAAUAUAUAUAUUUUAUAUAUACCAGAAGAUAACUUACUAUAUAUAUACGCAACUAUACUUAAGUAGGCAAUGUAUCUAACGGAUAUCCAGACGUUUGCAUAUGGCUCGCAGUCAAGUUAAGGAAGCGACAGAACACAGAUACAGAUACAGAAUACAAGAUACAGAUACAAGCACACACACGUUAACACUCAGAACAGAAAGCAAUAAUUUUUAUUACCAGUGAAAUUAGAGGAUUCAGCAGUGGCAUCGCACUGUAAGCAUACUGUCCUAGAUGUACGACAUGCGAAAAUCUCACUGCGAAAUGCGAAAAUCGAGACCCAAAACCGUACAUUGAGGCCAAGUCAGCUCAGCAGUGGUAACGCAUCGGAAAUAAUUAUAUAUGCAUUCACAUUCGCAAAAUUAUAUACUGUAUCUGCUGAACAAUGCGAUGUGCAGAUGCAAAUGCAGAAUUAACGUAACUAAGUGGCUGCUCUUACACCCCAUGGGUGCAGUGCAUUCAAUUGCACACAGAUAUAAAUAUACGAGUAUAUAUAUAAUUGAUAAUAUAAUAUAUGCAUGUAGGAUAUGGACGGGUCAGAGGUCACAGCCGAACAGCAGACCAGGAAAUGAGCAGGGAGCGAGAGGAUUGUCAGGGAACGAGGCGGAGACAUUGUAUAAAACUCGAAGGAGGCUUACAUCAGGUCAUGCCCUCUCCACACAGAAGACUCCACAUCACUUCAUAUGCCUAAAUGCAGCCCUUGUACUAAUCCAGCUUAGAGUUGGCUGAGAAGGCCUAAAUUUCCCUAUAAUUUAUAUUGGCAUAUCCUUAAAAAGUGUAUCUUAUAAAUACCAAUUUACCUAUUGUCGUAAGCAGACCUUCAGUGUUCUCUAUACUUGUUUAGGACCACUUUAUUGUCCCUACUAUAACCUAUGCCUUUUCCUUACUUUCUAAAUAUCCUUAAAUCGAUUCUUACUCCUUAAUUAAGCUUCUUCUUCUAAUAAUUAGGUUUAAUCUGUAUCCACUACCUUUUUAAAGUUCUUCUACCUUAUCCAUACUUUUCCUCUCAGCCACUCCAUGCGUUUCUCAUCGUAGCUCGUAAUUCCAAAAGUGUCGACUUUCGUCCUUCUGUAUUAAUGUAUACGCCCCUGUAUCGUAUAUAUCCCAACUAGCAAGCUCACUUCUCACGAGUAGAUUGCCUCGGUCGCCAGGCUUUAACAGAGACAACUUCCAAGAACAAACAACAAAUUAACUUAAACUUUUAUACAUGCUGUAUGUUUAAACUAAAGACAACAAGGAUACCAAAAAACUAAAUCGAAUAGAAAGAAAACCUUAAAAAAAUAUCUUCCAAAUUAACUUUAAAACCAAGUCAUAUUUAUUAUAUAAAAAUAAAAUACUUGAGAACGAAACACUCACACUUAACUACAUCUUAUUAGAACCUAAUAACGAGAAAAUGGAAAAGCACACCCAGCAAUUACUUGUACUGAAGAUUUCCCUCACUCACACCCACUCACAUCUAAUCUAUCAUACAUACAAACAUAUCGCGCCCACUCUUCUGUCUAAAAAGGUACACAAACCAAAAAAUCCCAGAGAAACCAACAGAAUAAGAAACUUGAAACGAAAGGAUUUUUUCGGCGAACUUUUCUCACCAAAAAACCCUUAAAGGCUUAUCAAGAAAUCAAAGGAAACGCAAUAAACGAUCCUCCAUUGAGAAAAUCCUUAUCCAUCCGAAUCUCCCCCUCCUUUCCAUCCAAAAUCAUCAACCAACAACGCACACACACCACACAAAAUUGUCGAGUGGCGUAGAAGUCUCGCUUUAAAGCAACGUAAAUAAGAGGAAAUAUAUACAAGAAAUAUAUAUAUACAGAUAUAUAUAUAUAUGAAAUUGUUAUGGUUAUAGAUUUUUAACAAGUUGAAUAAUUGCGUAAAAAGUAAAAGUGAAACAAAAACACAAAAAAAUUGUUGAAACAUUAGCAAAAGCGUUCAUAAAACAUAAACGAAGCGUAAGGAAGGAUAUAAUAAUAAAGAUAAAACGAAACCGAACAAACCAAAUCGAAUCGAAAGAUAUAGUAAUGCUAUAUAUACUUUAUGAAAUAUUUAACUAUGAAAAUAAAAAUCAUUGUUUGAAAUUAAAGUGAAAAAAGUAAACUUACAAAAAAAAAAAACAAAAAAACCUAAAAGAAUUUUGUGUUUGCUAAUUUUGUGUCCUCAACCAAAUUUUGAGUUUGCAGAAAAAUCAACCGUAAGUAUACCCAAUUGAUUCCUAUGUUUUUUAAACGUAAUUGGCAUGAUUAGAUAUUCAAUGUUCGAUGUUUUCAAAUAAAAUUAGCAAACACAAGCACAGACCAUUCGGAAGCAUUUCUAGAGAUCUGAUCUGGCCUAAUACUAAUCACGCUCUCAAGUCAAUCACCUAUAACAAUCGUCUUGAUCAAGAAUUACCGAUAUACCACAUAACGUCUACGAGUAUAAACGAACGAGCACAUAAUCAUUAAUUUCAGCUUUAAAUAAUCUACGAACUAGACCUAAACCGUAUAUGGAACACGCGGAUAUUUAUUAACUUUUAUAAACCAGUAUAUGUACCAUAUACCAUAUAGCAUAUAGCGUGUCUGUGCGAUCGCGCGCUCCAAGUGGAUUACUUUUUUAAUACUUAAUACGAUUACGAAUACAAAUAGAACACGUGAAAUGCAAUGUAUGCAAUACUUAUAUUCGAUUAUAUUUACAAUAUUUAGAGACCGUUUCAAGUUGCGUCCGUUGUUUAGACAGAGAAACACAGCAAACAAUAAAUUGUCAGUCAGUUGCCAGCGGCUUCGAUUUGAUUUCGAUUUUUCGUUCGAUGUGAGGAAACCAAACGAUUACCGAUUAAACGAGAAUGCGAAUAUGAAGCAAAUAUGAUAUAUGAAAUCCAGUAAAAAGUAAUAGUUAACAUAUUGGUAGACUAAUUUAAAGAUUUUAUAGCGUUUUCAAAUUUAUAAGUGUAUAAACCGAAUGCGUUUAUUAUUUGUAAUGCCAGCGAUCAGCCGAUCGGCAUCGGAUGUCAGCAGAUAUAGCGCGUGAACAUAUAGCCGUCGUGUGUAAUACAGUUAUCAUUACCCACCAAAAUAUGUAUAUUUUCCGUUGUUGAGUUUAGAUCGUUGUAAUUUUGAAUUUUACCUUACAAGUGUGUAUUUUUUCGAGACAAAAACACAAGCGGACCGAUCGAUAGUGCAGACGGGUGUGUAAUUUUAAUAGCGAACAAUGAGAGUAUUAUAAUAACAGACAUUAAUUUUAACAACCGAUACGCUUCUAGCACAUAAGAUUGUACAAAUGAUUUAUAUGAAUAAUGCGAUAAACCAUGAAAAGAAAACGAAAAAGGGAGUUACAGUCGGUCAGAUGUUCAGUUGAUCCAGUCUAAAUAUAAACCCAUUUUCUUAGUCAUCAAAGGAAGUAUAUCCCCUCCCCUAGCUCACUUUAUCUUUGUGGCGAACCAGAGAGCUCGAAUGAUGAAUACAUAUGGUGUAAUACAGCGAGUUACUUACUUUAUACAAGUACGUCUAGUUAACGACAUUUAGAUUUUAUACAAAACACACCCAGAAACACGCAGUCAUUCAAAAAAAGUAAAAACCCUAACCGAACCGAACCAAACUCCCCAGCAGACGCAUUAGUUAACAGAUAUCAUCAAAAUGGAGCAAGGAGUAAAAGCAAAUCAAAUAUAUAGUCAAUUUCUAACGAUACAUGCAAACAUAUAUGGCUGGCACUCACGAUAUAUAUAUAAAACAAAAGUAUAUGAAGUUAUAUAAAGCAUUUUAAGGAUCGUAAACUGGAAGAGGCGCUGAAUAGAGUGGGGUGAAAAAGCCCCCCCAAAACUUAUGUAAAUCAAAACGAAGCUAUAGCGAAUAAACCGAAAUGUUAACUAGUUAUUUAGGUGAAAUAUACAACAAACCACACUCAGAUGCAGAUGAAAAUGCAUAUGCAGAUACAAUACAUUUACAUCGAACCGUUAACAAGGCUUUGAAAGCUCAGAAGAAUUACUCAAGCAGACACUCGAACACGACACAAGGACACGAAUGUUCAAAAAAGCAGAGUUGAGUUGUAGCAGAGCCGCAGCAAACGAGAAAGGGCCGUUUAAUAAACUUUUGUUAUCAACCAAGAAAAGAAAGCAAAACGAAAUGCGUCUGCAAGUAAGCAGGUUGCGAAAACAAAAAACGAAGUUAAUGUUCAAACUAACUAAUAUAUAACGAAUAUUAUAUAAUACAACAAACUUAGACUGUAUGUUAUUUUCUCAAUACAAUACCUAUAAAAAACAAUAAAAACAGAUUCAAUAAAAUGAGUUAUCCAAUGGCA